UCACUUUUUGAUUACGUUCCAGGAAACAGCUAACGUGAUCACGCAUGAAAACAAAUGCACAAAGUUUAACAAUAAAACAUUGAUAUUUAAUAUCUUUCGGACUCAACGUAAACAUGGGGCGCGAGUCAAGGCAUUACAGGAAACGGUCGGCAUCGAGGGGACGGUCCGGGAGUCGAUCAAAGAGCCGUUCGCCAGACAAACGCUCCAAGAAGGAUGAUGGGGCUGCCUCACGAAACCGAGACAGGGACCGCAACAGGCGGGGAGAGAGGUCACGCAGCCGUGACCGACGCCGAUCAAGGUCCAGAGACAGGAAGCGCCCCAGACGCUCUAGGAGUCGGGAGAAGAGGCGCUCCAGGAGCCGUGACAGGAAUAGAAGGUCUCGAAGCCGAGGACGCAGAUCUCAAUCCGCAAGCCCCAGCAAAAGCAGGAAAACUGAAGAGACUCUGUCUAAAAGCAAGGAAAAAGACAACCCUGAAGCCUCUGCAGAGAAGAAGAAAAUCAAAGAAGAGCAAGAGGAGGUUGUUGAGGAUCAAGACUUUGAUCAGAACAAGCUGGAGGAAGAGAUGAGGAAGAGGAAGGAGCGAGUGGAGAAGUGGAGGGAGGACCAAAGGAAGAAGGCCCUAGGAAACAUCGAGGAGAUCAAGAGGGAGAUUGAGGAGAUGAAGCAGGGAAAGAAGUGGAGUCUGGAGGAUGACGACGAUGACGACGAGGAAGGGACAGCUCCCGAGGAAGAGCCUGAAGAAGGCGAGGAGGGUAAGGGGCCGGAGGAGAAGGAGGAAAAGAAAGAGGAGGAGGAGGAGGAAGAGGAGGAGGAAGUUACUCCCAUGGAGCAGGAAGCAGAGGAUGAGCUGGAUACCUUAGACGCCUACAUGGAGGAGGUCAAGGAGGAAGUCAAGAAGUUCAACAUGGGCCCCCAGUCUAAAGGGAACGACAAAAAGGGAGGAGUAAACGUAUCCAAAGUUGUCACCGUAUGCAAAACUAAGAGGGGUCCAAAUGUCCACAAAAAGAAGGGUGAGCUGAUGGAGAAUGACCAGGAUGCAAUGGAGUACUCAUCAGAGGAAGAGGAAGUGGAUCUGGCGACAGCCCUGACUGGCUACCAGACCAAACAGAGGAAGGUGCUGGAGCCAGUGGAUCACCAGAAGAUUGAGUACGAACCAUACCGCAAGGACUUCUAUGUAGAGGUGCCAGAGCUGGCCAAGAUGUCUCCAGAGGAGGUGAAUGUCCACAGGCUGGACCUGGAGGGUAUCGCAGUCAAAGGAAAGGGUUGUCCCAAGCCCAUCAAGUCAUGGGUUCAGUGUGGCACGUCUAUGAAGAUCCUGAGUGCACUGAAGAGACACAGCUAUGAGAAGCCCACCCCCAUCCAGGCUCAGGCCAUUCCAGCCAUCAUGUCUGGGAGAGAUCUCAUUGGCAUCGCUAAGACCGGCAGUGGAAAGACCAUCGCCUUCCUCCUUCCCAUGUACCGUCACAUCAUGGACCAGAGGCCCCUGGAGGAGGCUGAGGGACCCAUCGCUGUGAUCAUGACUCCCACUAGAGAGCUGGCUCUGCAGAUCACCAAGGAGUGCAAGAAGUUCUCCAAGCCUCUGAACCUGAGGGUGGUGUGUGUAUAUGGAGGCACUGGGAUUAGUGAACAGAUUGCUGAGCUGAAGAGGGGAGCAGAGAUCAUUGUGUGCACACCGGGGCGAAUGAUUGACAUGUUAGGUGCCAACAGUGGUCGAGUCACAAACCUGCGGCGAGCCACGUACGUGGUCGUGGACGAGGCGGAUAGAAUGUUCGACAUGGGCUUUGAGCCACAGGUGAUGCGUAUCAUGGACAACGUGCGUCCAGACCGUCAGACGGUCAUGUUCUCAGCUACGUUCCCGCGGGCCAUGGAGGCACUGGCCAGGAGGAUACUGUCCAAGCCCAUCGAGGUUCAGGUGGGAGGCAGGAGCGUGGUGUGCUCUGAUGUGGAGCAACAUGUGCUGGUAAUUGAGGAGGACCAGAAGUUCCUGAAGCUGCUAGAGAUCCUUGGCCAUUACCAGGAGAAGGGCUCGGUCAUCAUCUUUGUGGACAAACAGGAGCAUGCUGACGGGCUGCUCAAAGACCUGAUGAAGGCCUCCUACCCCUGCAUGUCUCUGCACGGAGGCAUUGACCAGUACGACAGAGACAGCGUCAUCAAUGAUUUUAAGAACGGGGCGUGUCGGCUAAUGGUGGCCACCUCUGUGGCAGCCAGGGGUUUGGACAUCAAGCAGUUGAUCCUCGUCGUCAACUACAACUGUCCCAACCACUACGAGGACUAUGUCCACAGGGCUGGACGUACAGGGAGAGCCGGGAACAAAGGCUUUGCCUACACCUUCAUCACAGAUGAGCAGGCACGCUACGCCGGGGACAUCAUCAAGGCCCUGGAGCUCUCAGGGUCCCCUGUGCCCAAGGAGCUGGAGCAGCUGUGGCUGUCCUUCAAAAACCAACGGCAAGCGGAGGGUAAAAGCAUCAAGAGUAGCAGCGGGUUCUCGGGGAAGGGUUUCAAGUUUGACGAGACGGAGCAUGCCCUGGCUAACGAGAGGAAGAAGCUGCAGAAGGCCGCUCUGGGUCUGCAGGACUCUGAUGACGAGGACGGAGCCCUGGAUAUUGACGAGCAGAUCGAGAGCAUGUUCAACUCCAAGAAGAGGGUGAAGGAUCUGUCGGCUCCAGGGGGAGGGCCGCCCAGUGCUGCGGCCGUUGCGGCUGCAGCAGCGGGGGGCCUAGCCAACCUCGGUGCCCCCUCUGCUGGGAACAUCCAGAAACUGGAGAUGGCCAAGAGACUGGCUCUCAGGAUCAACGCCCAGAAGAACUUGGGGGCUGAGGCUCAGGAUGUGAUGCAACAGGCCACCAAUGCCAUCCUGAGAGGAGGCACCAUCAUGGCCCCCUCCGUCUCGGCGAAGACCAUCGCCGAGCAGCUGGCUGAGAAGAUCAACGCCAAGCUCAACUACAUCCCUGUGGAGAAGCUGGAGGAGGAGAGGCAGGCAGCUGAACAGGCCGAGACAGUCAAGAGAUACGAAGAGGAGCUGGAAAUCAAUGAUUUCCCUCAGACUGCGAGGUGGAAGGUCACGUCUAAGGAGGCCCUCCAGAGGAUCGGAGAAUACUCUGAGGCAGCCAUCACCAUCAGAGGAACCUACUUCCCUCCAGGCAAAGAGCCCAAAGAGGGAGAACGCAAGAUCUACCUGGCUAUUGAGAGUGCAAAUGAGCUUGCAGUUACGAAGGCCAAGGCUGAGAUCACUCGGCUCAUCAAGGAGGAGCUUAUCAGAUUACAAAACUCCUACCAACCCACCAGCAAAGGAAGAUACAAGGUCUUGUAGUGACGAUGAGAUUGGGCUCAGACACAGUGACUUCUUCUUUCUCCAACGUUUCAUCAUAUUUGUUUCAGAAUGUAUUAGUAUAUAUUUUUUCACUGUAAGACCAGUGACCUCCAGAAGGGAUUGUUCUCGUGAGAGUACUUUCUCUUUUAGACUAAGUUUCCUCUCUGUACUUCAAGUGGAGAUUUAGUCGUGAUUUUUUUUUUUUUUUUUUGGUUUCAUGGCGCAAAAUGUAUCUGAUAUCCAUUCUAUAAUAUACCAGCUGAAAAUGUAACGGGUUCUCUACCACCAUGAUUCAAACAUUUGCUAAUUUUUGUCCUUAAACAUUAAGCAUAAGUAGUUUUAUUUUUUAUUUUACCUUUAUUUAACUAGGCAAGUCAGUUAAGAACAAAUUCUUAUUUUCAAUGAUGGCCUAGGAACAGUGGGUUAACGGCCUGUUCAGGGGCAGAACGACAGAUUUGUUUAACCUUCCAACCGGUUACUAGUCCAACGCUCUAACCACUAGGCUACCCUGCCGCCCCGUAGUUAUAGAUCCUGUAUUAUUUCUGUGUGUAAAAUAAUAUGUUGCGUCACUGGUCUGUAGUCGUCUGAACAAGUAAGGAAUCACGCGUUGAUUUUUUUUUUUUUUUUAAACAGCCCUUGAAUGUUGUAAUGUGUUUUUACUUCUUUCCCUCUCUAAUAAAACAUUGUGUUGGUAAGGAA
Oncorhynchus masou masou (cherry salmon) is the source of this 4010-nucleotide messenger RNA. RefSeq names its product DEAD (Asp-Glu-Ala-Asp) box polypeptide 46 (gene ddx46). Gene Ontology annotation, molecular function: ATP binding; RNA binding; RNA helicase activity. Bases 114 to 3311 code for a protein of 1065 amino acids. The record is from RefSeq and is a predicted model, not a curated record. NCBI's taxonomy places the organism in Eukaryota, Metazoa, Chordata, Actinopteri, Salmoniformes, Salmonidae. The transcript has 23 exons.